ACUCGGUCUCGAUGCCAACCAGGCGCAGAGUCUGGAGCUUGUUAACAUCACCGACACGUUGCUAAGCGACAUCUGCCUCCAGACGGCGCUGGUUCCGCCCUGCAUUCCCGGUCGCUACCGCGAGCCGACUGGUUACUGUAAUAACAUCCUCAACCCUCGCUGGGGAACCUCACACGUCGCGCUGCGGCGCAUGGUCGCCAACGCAUACGAGAACGGUUUGGACAUCAUGAGAUUUACGAGCAUUGACGAUAGUCUGCUUCCCUCGCCUCGUCUCAUCUCGACCAGCCUGCAUCCCAGCACGAGCGAUCUCCACUCUAAGAUCUCGCUCAUGGUCAUGCAGUGGGGUCAGUUCAUUGACCACGACAUUGGUCUUACGCCGUUCACCACCGGUGCUGAGAACGAGCCGCUGGAUUGCUGCAUGACCGGAUCGGGAAUCCAUCCCGCCUGCAGACCGAUCCGGGUUCCCAUCGACGACCAGUUCUACAAGCAACACAACGAGUUCUGCAUCAACUUCGCUCGCUCCAUCGCUGCCCCUAGACCUGGAUGUGGCUUCGGUGCCAGACAGCAACUGAAUCAGCAAACUGCGUUUAUUGAUGGAUCGAUGAUCUAUGGAAACAUAGACAGCUUAGCUGAGAGCUUACGCACGGGGCAGAGAG
This is a messenger RNA of Priapulus caudatus, 656 nucleotides long. RefSeq names its product chorion peroxidase-like. The record is from RefSeq and is a predicted model, not a curated record. Gene Ontology annotation, biological process: response to oxidative stress. The transcript is spliced from 4 exons. Gene Ontology annotation, molecular function: peroxidase activity; heme binding. The annotation marks the transcript as partial. NCBI's taxonomy places the organism in Eukaryota, Metazoa, Priapulida, Priapulimorpha, Priapulimorphida, Priapulidae.